CACCUGUGCCGUCUCGUCCCCGAGAUUCUCUAUUUCACAACGUAAAGCUUCAAUUCAAUUCCUCUCUCUCGAAGAUGCCUAGGAAGCAAAAGACAUCAUCCUCUUGCUUAGAUGAAUCUGUCAACAAAUUCCAAAAUUUGAGUCUAGAUGAGAAGAAGAAGGGGAAGAAGAAGGAGAAGGAGAAGAACCUUCACCUAGUUCUUGAUUUGGACCACACGCUUAUCCACUCGACUCUUGUAUCACAGCUUUCUAAAAAGGAGAAGUAUCUACUCGAACCAGCUGCUGAGUCAAGGCUAGAUCUAUGGAGAUUUAACAAAGGCCAUUCUAACGAAUACAUCACUAAACUUCGACCUUUUCUUCAUGAGUUUUUAUUAGAAGCCAACAAGCAUUACACAAUGCAUGUUUACACUAUGGGGUUAUCUACUUACGCGAAGACCGUGUUGAAGUUGAUUGAUCCGGAUAAUGUAUACUUUGGAGAUCGAGUCAUUACCAGUAAAGAAAGUCCUAAUAACAAGACACUUGAUCUUGUUGUGGCUGAUAAGCAAAGAGUUGUAAUUUUGGAUGAUACUGUUGAUGUUUGGCCUCAUGACAAGAGCAGCUUGUUGCAGAUCACUAAGUAUGAAUAUUUUAGAGACGGUGAUGAUAAUACAAAGUCUAAGUCUUACGCAGAAAAGAGGAUAGACGAGAGUCCAGACACCGGGCCAUUAGCGAAUGUUUUGAAGUUUCUCCAAGAUAUUCACAGAAGAUUCGAAGAGGGGUUGGAUUCAGAUGACUUGAGGCCAUUGUUACUUGAUUCUUCCAGACAAUGCUGCUUCUGACUGAGAACCUAUGUAUUCAGUCCACAACAUUACAUUCUUCAAGGUUUGUCUAGGAAUAAUUUGGCUGUCAGGUAUAUUAUUACAAAGAGGAGAAUAGAUUAAGUAAAGUGUUCAAGGUAGUUUGUUUCUCUCUAGGGAAGGAACUGUGUCUCUAAAUGGAUCUACUCUGAAGCUUUGUGUGACUUAACUCAAAUUUCUUGUAUUGUUGGCACCAAACAUAACUUAAAAACUCCAUGUACGCAAUAAUACAUCACUAAACUCAUAUUUCUUGUAUUC
Messenger RNA from Capsella rubella, 1094 nucleotides. Its product is annotated as RNA polymerase II C-terminal domain phosphatase-like 4. The transcript has 2 exons. Gene Ontology annotation, molecular function: RNA polymerase II CTD heptapeptide repeat phosphatase activity. Lineage: Eukaryota; Viridiplantae; Streptophyta; Magnoliopsida; Brassicales; Brassicaceae. Bases 75 to 818 code for a protein of 247 amino acids. The record is from RefSeq and is a predicted model, not a curated record. Gene Ontology annotation, cellular component: nucleus.